GAAUUCCAUGCCCAUCUUGUAGUGUCAAAGAGAGAGAAAACCUUCUAUAAAUAGAGGCGUGGGGAGAAUUGAAAAGCUCUAAGAAAAAGCUAAAAAGCUUUACCCAUCAAACAUGAUGGAGUCACAGGAAGACAAGAAGCUUAGCUCUUCUUGGCUUGUUUGUUGUGGUAAAGGCUUUCCCUUGCCCAUCCCUUCUUCAAAGUCGGCAUCACCCUCGCUGGAAAACGAAAAUGAUGAGGAAAAGCAAGAUUUGUCUUCGCCAAAAACUACCCAGAGAAAACCCGGAGGAUGGAAGGCCAUGCCAUUUGUUUUAGGAAAUGAGACGUUUGAGAGGCUGGCAAACGUAGGAUUGUUGGCAAAUUUCACAGUGUUCUUGUUAACACAAUUUCACAUGGACCAAGUUUCAGCUUCAAACGUAAUCAACAUAUGGUCGGGGGCAACAAGUUUCUUACCCUUGGUUGGUGCGUAUCUUUGUGAUGCCUACAUCGGCAGAUUUUUGACCAUUGCUUUCGCUUCCUUCUCCGUUCUGCUGGGAAUGGUGGCAAUGACACUGAUCCCGUGGCUUCCUCAACUGCACCCGCCGCCAUGCCAUGAUCCAAGUUCAUGCAGAGGACCUACAGUAUCCCAGGUGGGAUUCUUGGCCCUAGCACUAGGACUUUUGUCCAUAGGCUCGGCUGGGAUCCGGCCGUGCAGUAUUCCAUUUGGUGUGGACCAAUUUGAUGCAAGAACUGAGGAAGGAAGGAAAGGAAUCAACAGUUUUUUCAAUUGGUAUUAUACCACUUUUACCAUGGUGUUAAUAAUAUCCCUAACCGUGGUGGUUUACGUCCAAAGUAACGUAAGUUGGGUUUUGGGCUUUGCAAUUCCCACAAUUCUCAUGGUCGUGGCAAUUAUCCUCUUCUUUGUUGGGACGAAAAUAUACAUCCAUAGGAAGCCGGAGGGAAGUGUAUUUUCCGGCAUUGCUGAGGGGUUGGUCGCUGCUUACAGAAAGCGAAAGCUUAAGCUUCCUGACAAUGGUCAUGAACCAUCUGAUGGAGUCUAUUACGACCCACCAUUGAGCCCAACGAUUGUGAAGAAAUUACCCCUAACCAAUCAAUUCAGGUUCUUAAACAAAGCAGCAAUGAUGACCGAAGGUGAUUUGAAGGCUGAUGGAUCAAGAGCCGACAAGUGGAACUUAAGUAGCAUCCAACAAAUUGAAGAGCUGAAGUGCAUCUUGAGAAUUAUCCCAGUAUGGGCGUCUGGAAUCAUCUGCCUGUUAGCCAUGGCCCAGCAAGGGACCUUCACUUUGUCACAAGCAUUAAAAAUGGACCGUCGUCUAGGCCCCAAGUUCCAAAUCCCCCCUGGAUCCCUCGCUGUAAUUUCCAUGAUCACCAUUGGAAUAUGGCUUCCGGUGUAUGACAGAAUUGUUGUACCACGGCUAAGAAGAAUCACAAAAGUAGAAGGUGGAAUUACCCUCCUCCAAAGACUUGGAGUUGGCAUGGUUUUCUCCAUUCUAUCAAUGGUUGUUGCUGGAUUCGUCGAACGGAAGAGAAGGGCUGAGGCGAUCAAGCAUGGAGGCCCUGAUGGGAGCGCGCCAAUUACAGUAAUGUGGCUUGCCCCGCAGUUAAUUCUCAUGGGAUUUGCCGAGGCAUUCAACAUUAUCGGACAGAUCGAAUUGUACAACAAAGAAUUUCCUGAGAACAUGACCAGCGUCGCGAAUUCUAUAAUGUCGAUUACCUUUGCGGGAGCUAAUUACCUAAGUGCAAUUAUUGUUAAUAUUAUUCAUAACACCACGGGGGGACGCGGGCAUCCGGAUUGGUUGGCUAAGAAUAUUAACGCCGGAAGACUUGAAAAUUUCUACUUUGUUAUAGCCGGCUUGGGAGUCUUGAACUUGACGUAUUUUCUAUAUGUUGCUCCUAAUUACAGAUACAAGAGCAGAGUACGGGUUGAUGAAGAUGAUGAGGAAAAGCCUGAUUUUAGCAUUGAACUUAAUGCUGUAGUCAAGGGGUGAAGUCUUGUUAGUUGCGGGUUUUGGCUAAUAUGCUACUUAAUUGCCUAUGGUUAAUCACCUGUUAUGUAUCUAUAUCGGUUGUUUUACUUCAUUUUUGUUUUUUGCUAUGUUAGAUCAUUAUUAACCGCAAUAAAUAUGAUAUGCCUUUCUGUAAAUUAACUAGUCCAAGAGUCUUGAAUGAAAUUUUGAAGAAUAAAUUGCAUA
Molecule: messenger RNA, 2191 nt
Organism: Coffea eugenioides
Lineage: Eukaryota; Viridiplantae; Streptophyta; Magnoliopsida; Gentianales; Rubiaceae
Product: protein NRT1/ PTR FAMILY 2.13-like
Exons: 4
Coding region: 113-1987 (624 amino acids)
Biological process (GO): transmembrane transport
Cellular component (GO): plasma membrane
Molecular function (GO): transmembrane transporter activity
Source: RefSeq, a predicted model, not a curated record